Physella acuta is the source of this 2183-nucleotide messenger RNA. Its product is annotated as protein odr-4 homolog. Gene Ontology annotation, cellular component: endomembrane system. Gene Ontology annotation, biological process: intracellular protein localization. Lineage: Eukaryota; Metazoa; Mollusca; Gastropoda; Physidae. The record is from RefSeq and is a predicted model, not a curated record.
CACACUUUGUGUCGUAUGUGGUUCCUGUGUACAAACAAACACACAGUGUAUGCCACUGUAAGCUGUGACAUAUGAUUGAAUAGUUUAGUUUAUAGCAAAUCUAGAUUCUAGUUGAUCUAGAUGUGUUCGUUAGUUUAAAGAUGGGUAGAUCCAUUAUUGCAGACGAAGGGGUAGAAAAAUAUAUUGGAAAACUUCUAAAAGAAAACAAAUGGUUUGUUGGUGUAAUAAUCGGACAGCUGACAGCCCAGCGUGAUUAUGUUGUGCACAUAGCUCGUACACCAGAUCCAGUAGAAGAUGAGGUCAGCGAGGAGAAUGGUGAUGAUGAAUCUGGCGACAGCAUUAAAACAAAGAAGAAAAAUCCAGCUCUUGAGCACCCAGUGUCAAUGGAUCAGCUUGAUGAAAAAUGGGUGUCUACCCAUGCUAAGCAGGUUUCUCGAAUGCUGCCUGGUGGACUCAGUGUUAUUGGUCUCUUUGCAAUUGCCCCACCAGUGAUGUUAAAAAAUGCUCAAAGCAAACUUAAACAGAUGCUGCACAGUGUUUACAAGCAACUAACUAGAAAUUCUGUUCUCACUAUUGCUGGGGAAAUAACAGAAAGAAUUCUUUUACAGAUGGACACUUCAAGUAAGAAGUUGACUUGUGUUACUGUUGACGCUGCAGACAUAAAGAGUGCUAUGAGACCAGCUGAAUGGAAAUAUCAAACAGGAGAUAGCAAGUGGAUUAAACUCACUUCCCAAAUUAACCUUGACAUUCCAAUUACAGUUCCUGUUGAAAGCAAGUCACAAUCACUUUUAAAACAAAUUCAGCUGGGCCUUGUUGAGUUUUGUGAUACAGUGAAAAGAAGUAUAGUGGUGAUAGGUGACUCCAUCAGAGAUCCAUCUGAGCCACUCAUUCAAGAGAAAAGAGGAAAAGGCGGUAAAGGAAGUAACACUGACUUAAAGCUAACACAAGACGUUGCUAUUUAUUUACCAUUUCUUCGUCCAGAAACCUCAUCAGACCCUGUUACAGUUUCCUCCCAGGCUACAAUCAACAUGAUGGGUACAACAAUAGUCCGAGCUUUUGUCUCGGCUAAAGCUACUGUAGGGGAUGCUGUUGAGGCUAUUAAGAUGGAUGUGAUCCGUAGUUUGAUGGCUCGCUGUGAACUUUUGUGUGAAGAAUUUAAUGUGACAGAAGGUAAACAAGGCAGUGAUGUGUACGACCCUCCUGUACGCUUGUUCUGUCAGCUGCCGCACUGUGACGUGCAGGUUUGUGAUUACGUCUUUCAGGAUGAGAAACAAGAAGAAGUGCGGGAUAGGAUCAAGGAACUGUUGGAUGUGGAGGUAGAGGAUCUUGAGGAGACGGAGAAAAGUGCAGCCGAUGAUGACACCUGGAGCUGCCCCUCCUCAUUAUCUUGUAUGAGCAGUCACCAAUCCUUGGUCGUGCCACAGCCAGAUAAGAAAACCAUGGCCAAAGCUUAUUUAGGUGCUGCUCUAGUUUGUAUGGUUGCUGUUUUGGCCACAUGGAUCUCUUAUUUGUACAUUAAUUGAUGCGUGACCCACUUCUGACAGCAUUUACUGGGUCAACACCUGGGCAUUUACUCACGUCUGUGUGGGGAGAGUGUGAUGAUGUCAUUGUAAAACUGUCCUGCUAAAUGUGGAACAUAAGAUAUGAACAUUUGUUUCCCAUGUGUUGAUAUCAUUGUAAAACUGUCCUGCUAAAUGUGGAACAUAAGAUAUGAACAUUUGUUUCCCAUGUGAUGUCAUUGUAAAACUGUCCUGCUAAAUGUGGAACAUAAGAUAUGAACAUUUGUUUCCCAUGUGAUGUCAUUGUAAAACUGUCCUGCUAAAUGUGGAACAUAAGAUAUGAACAUUUGUUUCCCAUGUGAUGAUAUCAUUGUAAAACUGUCCUGCUAAAUGUGGAACAUAAGAUGUGAACAUUUGUUUCCCUGUCUGUCUGCAGGAGAUGUGCCUGUUCAAAGCUGGAUAUUUUAUUUCUGACAUUUUUAACAACUGAAUGUUUUUGUUUUAAAUCAACUCUGGAUUUUUUUUUAGACUCUAGAAAUAAAACACACUAGUCAAAACAAUUAAGUUUUGUCCCUUAUUACAUCCAUUGCACCAGAUUGUCUCCCCUGCUCAUUAACUUUCUGCCUUGUGUUUGACAUGUUUGUAAACAAUUGCAGGUAUAAAAAGAAAGUAUUUGAAUUCAAA